AUGUUAUGCUUGAUCGCAACUAGUAUAUGGGGUAGAAGAUUGGACUCGGAAAGCCCAAUCCGAGUAUCGCCUCCACUGAUUGUUAAAGGACCACCAAACGAUGAGUUACUUUUUGAAGUACCUGAAGAUAAGGACGAGUACCGGCCAGUUAUUUUAAAUUGUGAAGCAGAGGGGUUUCCCGCACCAAGAUAUUCAUGGCUCAAAAAUGGCAAACCAUUUUACUAUCAAACUUAUGAUGACAGAAUAUUAAUGCAACCUGGACGAGGUAUAUUAGGCAUAGUUAAACCAGUAAAUGAAGAUAGUGGUCAAUACCAAUGUUUUGCUGAAAAUGAAUAUGGUAUUGCUACUUCUAACUCUGUCUUCUUACGUAGAGAAAAACUUGAUUCAUUCAAGAUAAGUGCUCCAACGACUGUUGUUGGUAACGAGGGCGAACCAUUCAAGAUAUCGUGUAAUCCACCUGGAGGGUAUCCGAAACCCAAAAUUAGUUGGGUUUAUUUUUUAAUUCAGGUGCCAUUAAAACUAUUGAUCCAGAAGGAAAUCUGUGGUUUGCUAACUUAA
Molecule: messenger RNA, 558 nt
Organism: Diabrotica virgifera virgifera (western corn rootworm)
Lineage: Eukaryota; Metazoa; Arthropoda; Insecta; Coleoptera; Chrysomelidae
Product: neuroglian-like
Exons: 3
Coding region: 1-558 (185 amino acids)
Biological process (GO): dendrite self-avoidance; homophilic cell-cell adhesion; axon guidance
Cellular component (GO): plasma membrane; axon
Molecular function (GO): cell-cell adhesion mediator activity
Source: RefSeq, a predicted model, not a curated record